Molecule: messenger RNA, 2758 nt
Organism: Medicago truncatula (barrel medic)
Lineage: Eukaryota; Viridiplantae; Streptophyta; Magnoliopsida; Fabales; Fabaceae
Product: ATP-dependent zinc metalloprotease FTSH 11, chloroplastic/mitochondrial
Exons: 17
Coding region: 129-2465 (778 amino acids)
Biological process (GO): proteolysis; protein import into chloroplast stroma
Cellular component (GO): membrane; chloroplast
Molecular function (GO): ATP-dependent peptidase activity; ATP hydrolysis activity; metalloendopeptidase activity
Source: RefSeq, a predicted model, not a curated record
GAAAAGUGUUAUCAAAACUGUGAAACAAAUCCACAUGUACGACGGCGCCAAUUUGAUUGGAUAAGGUUACGUGCAUCUUGUUCCUCCUCAAAACACAGAGGGAAAGGGGAAAGAGAAGAACUCAAACUAUGGCAACACUUCAAGCUUCUCUUCUCUCUAAACCUCUUCUCUUCCCAUUCCUCAUUCCUAAUCCUUACCACUCUACUCUUCUUAAACCUCAUCACUUUAAUCCCACGCGCCUCCACCCGCGCGUUCCCUUCACUCCCCUUCUCUGCACUUUUCAACCCGAUACUACACUUCCCCACUCCGAACCUAAUCCCGAACCUAUCUCCGAUUCUCCUAAUCCCGAGUCUGUUACGAUUCUCGAUUCAAAUUCUUCGAAUGAAUCGAAUUCGAGAUUUGAAAGUGUUGAUGAAGAGAAGGUGGAGAGUGUGGAGAAGAAGGAUGGGAGAUUACCGAUAGUGGUGUUUUUGAUUGGACUAUGGGUGAGAGCGAAAGAAGGAUUGAAGAGGGCGUUUUCGAAAUUGGUUGAUUGGUGGCCAUUUUGGAGGCAGGAGAAACGGUUGGCCAAGUUGAUUACCGAGGCUGAUGCGAAUCGGUUGGAUGCUGCUAAGCAGACUGCGCUUUUUGUUGAGCUUAAUAAGCACAGUCCUGAGUCUGUGAUAAAGAGGUUUGAAGAAAGGGACAGAGCUGUGGACAGUAGAGGAGUGGCAGAAUAUCUUCGAGCACUAGUGGUCACUAAUGCUAUUGCAGAAUAUCUUCCUGAUGAGGAAUCUGGAAAACCUUCUGGAAUUCCUACCUUGUUGCAAGAGUUGAAACAGCGGGCAUCAGGGAACAUAGAUGAGACUUUUCUCAACCCUGGAAUAUCUGAGAAGCAGCCGUUGCAUGUGGUUAUGGUUGAUCAGAAAGUAUCAAACAAAUCACGUUUCACACAAGAGCUUAUCUCAACUAUUUUGUUUACUGUAGCUGUUGGAUUGGUCUGGUUUAUGGGUGCUGCUGCACUUCAAAAAUACAUUGGAAGCUUGGGUGGGUUUGGUUCUUCAGGUGUUGGUUCAAGCUCAUCUUAUACGCCAAAGGAGCUAAACAAGGAAGUAAUGCCAGAAAAGAAUGUAAAAACUUUUAAGGAUGUGAAAGGUUGUGAUGAUGCAAAGCAAGAACUUGAGGAAGUUGUGGAGUACCUAAAAAAUCCAGCUAAAUUUACUCGCCUUGGAGGAAAGUUGCCAAAGGGGAUUCUUCUGACAGGGGCACCUGGAACUGGAAAAACUCUGCUAGCCAAGGCUAUUGCUGGAGAAGCCGGUGUUCCAUUUUUCUAUCGUGCUGGUUCGGAAUUUGAGGAGAUGUUUGUUGGAGUUGGUGCUCGUCGUGUAAGAUCGUUAUUUCAAGCAGCCAAAAAGAAGGCUCCUUGCAUUAUUUUCAUUGAUGAAAUUGAUGCUGUUGGAUCAACUAGGAAACAGUGGGAGGGCCACACCAAGAAGACAUUACACCAACUUCUUGUUGAAAUGGAUGGGUUUGAGCAGAAUGAGGGAAUAAUAUUAAUGGCUGCAACAAACUUGCCUGAUAUUCUUGAUCCAGCUCUAACGAGGCCUGGUAGAUUUGAUCGACAUAUUGUUGUACCAAAUCCAGAUGUACGUGGUCGGCAAGAAAUAUUGGAACUCUACCUGCAUGAUAAACCUACAGCCGAUAAUGUAGAUAUUAAAGCAAUAGCCCGUGGUACCCCAGGAUUCAAUGGGGCAGAUCUGGCAAACCUGGUGAACAUUGCUGCUAUUAAAGCUGCGGUUGAAGGUGCAGAGAAAUUAACAGCUUCUCAGUUGGAGUUUGCAAAAGACAGAAUAAUCAUGGGUACAGAGCGAAAAACAAUGUUUGUAUCGGAGGAGUCAAAAAAGCUUACUGCUUAUCAUGAGAGCGGCCAUGCAAUUGUUGCCCUUAAUACCGACGGUGCACAUCCAAUUCACAAGGCAACAAUCAUGCCCCGUGGAUCUGCUUUAGGAAUGGUUACUCAGCUUCCCUCAAGUGAUGAAACAUCAAUAAGUAAGAAGCAGUUGUUAGCUCGUCUUGAUGUUUGUAUGGGAGGACGAGUUGCAGAAGAACUUAUCUUUGGUCGGGAUAAUGUCACAACUGGAGCUAGUAGUGAUCUUCAAUCAGCUACCGAGCUUGCGCAAUACAUGGUAUCAAGUUGUGGGAUGAGUGAUACAAUCGGACCAAUUCAUAUAAAGGAGAGACCAAGUUCUGAAAUGCAGUCACGUAUUGAUGCAGAGGUUGUUAAACUCCUUAGAGAUGCAUAUGAUCGUGUGAAAGCUCUUCUGAAAAAGCACGAGAAGGCAUUACAUACGCUGGCAAAUGCAUUAUUAGAGUCUGAGACACUUAGUGCAGAAGAAAUCAGACGAUUACUUCUCCCGUAUCGGGAAGGAAAACUUCCAGAACAACAGGAACAAGAAGAAGCAGAAGGGGAUCUUGUAUUGGCGUAAUAUUUCUCUCUACUUCAUGUCUAUUAUUGUACUAAUUAUAGGGGAAGCUCUGUACAGUAUAAAUUCCUACAGGUAGUUUUUUUUAAUCUAUUCUGCAGCUUCCCUCCUUAGCCCAUGCAAUUCUUGUCAUAAGAUGAUUAUAGGAAGUAAUUAUACACCUUUGAAUAUCUGUGUAGCAAGUAUUCCUGCUAACGAUAACAAAGGUCCACUGUUAGAAUACUACAGCACUUGCUGAGGGCAAUAUUUUUUUGGAGAGAACUGUGUAAUUUUUAGACAGAUAUUUUAUUGGACAA